GGUCUUGUCAUUUUUACGGAAUAUUUUUUUCCGUCUGUCAUGGUGGUUUAAACGAAGGUUGCUGCAGUUGUAUCGCUACUAGAAAGACUAUUCGUCCACGGAAACUGUGGAUCAAUGACUAGUUUUGUAGACGGCAUGACAGGUGUCUUUGGAUUAACUGUCGCAGCUUUGAAAAUUCUUUGCCCCUGGAUUCAACAAGAACGAAUGCGCUAUGUUAUGCAGUCAGUAAUGGAAGAUUGGUCGAAUGUUUGCGACAAGAGGUCCCGUAAAAUUAUGAACCAAUACGCCUUUUGGGGGCGUUUAACCUUCAGCGCUCAAAUAAUUGCAGUACUAGUGACCGUGAUAGGAUUCAGUGCAGCUCGGCCUCCUAAUUUCACUACUGAGGCAUUUAGGAACAACAGUUCAUCAACGCGGAACCUACUACUGGGUCCUUCAUGCUGGAUUCCCGAUACCAUGUCCACGAGUUUAUACUUGUUACAUUAUUUUUUGGUCUGUGUCGCCGCGUACAUCGCCACUGUAACAUUUCCCGGAUUCGAUGCACUCAUAUUCAGUGCUGCAUUGCAUCUUUGCGGUCAAUUUGAAGUGCUCAAUCAGAAGCUUGAAGAUAUGUCUGAUGGUGAGAGCCAUUGGGAGCAAAAACGCAGGAUCGAAGAAUACUCGAAGCGUCAUAAUAAGUUAUUAACGCUGGGUAACGAAGUCAACAACAUUGUCAGUUUGAUUAUGUUCUCCGAGUUUUUCUGUAAUGGCCUCCUUAUUUCCCUUUCGGGAAUUUCAAUUCUAACUAGCGUUAAAAAUGGAAAAGUGGAUAGUGAUGAUAUUAGCUUUGGAAUAAGAAUAUGUAUUUGGUAUGGUGAGCUGUUCAUGUACAGUUAUGUUGGGGAAAAGCUUGCGAGUCAAGCUGACAAAUCGCACAGCACAAUAUACAACUGUCCGUGGUAUAGUAUGUCAGUGAAUAUUGCCAAAGAAAUUAAAAUUAUUAUGAUGCGAAAUAAUUCUUUCUGUUAUUUGACCGCCGGUGGAAUUUUCGUAAUAAAUUUUGAGGCCUUCAAAGAAAUUACUAGAAUCAUGUUUUCAUGCUUUUCUGUUUUAAAAGUUCAAUUGGAAUGAAGUCCAGGGAUGACCGGGUCCUCUUAACAAACGCAGAUGUUCGUCGAUUUAGAGGGUGGGUUUUAAGUUUAGAAAAUGAAGAAUUUCGAAAAAUUAGGGGAGGUAAUAGGCUCUUUUGAGCGCCAACUCUGGAAUUAGUUUAGUCAUUAGGUACUCACCACUGUUUUCUUUGUUAAUAAUGACGUAAGGGUCAAUUGGUGGGCAUUUAUUUUGGGUACAUUAAGGAGUAAAUAUUUCGUGGUACUCAUUAUUGGACGAAAUUAAAUAAUUCACGAUAAAAUCGACUUACUCCCCAGGUGGAGAGUAAAAUAUUGGAAAAAUUACAAUUGUUGGAUAAUUGGUUUUGGGGGGAAAAGUACUUAAGGUACAAUCGAAAUUAUCCCAAAAUUUUUAGUAGUAAUACCCCAAGACCUUCAAAAUUAUCGGAUAUCUCCCGAGAGUUUCGUUGCGUAGCAACGAGAGGGAUGAGUUUUGCAGGUUUAAAAUCCCGAUCGCGAAGCGCGAGGGUUUUUCUGCAAAAGUUAUCCCGAUCAGUGGUACGCAGAGAAACUGGAGGGAAAUGUCCGAUUAAUUUUGAAGGUCGAGGGGUAUUUGGCUGGAAAAUUUGAUUUUUGAUGAUUUAUCAAUUACUCGAGUUCUCAGAUAAUUGUGAAAAUGAUCGUGAGUGAGAAGAUACUCCGAAGUAGGAAAAGAACAUCAGAAUCAGCUGUGGAAGUUGUGUUAUAAUCAUCUGAAGAGUUAAGUGAGUCACAAUGAAUAAAUUAUUCUAGAAAUGUUAUAAUAAUUGUAUUUUCGUCGGAAGAGAGUUUGUAGUAUACUAUUAUAGUUGGCACCUCAUUCGAACAGCACAAAAAUUUUGAAAAUUAUUUUACACUCCAUAUUUUUAAUGACAUUAUCACUUGUCAAUCACAUCGUACCGAAU
Diachasmimorpha longicaudata is the source of this 2029-nucleotide messenger RNA. Its product is annotated as odorant receptor 22c-like. The coding region runs from base 115 to 1107 and encodes 330 amino acids. Gene Ontology annotation, cellular component: plasma membrane. The record is from RefSeq and is a predicted model, not a curated record. The transcript has 2 exons. NCBI's taxonomy places the organism in Eukaryota, Metazoa, Arthropoda, Insecta, Hymenoptera, Braconidae. Gene Ontology annotation, biological process: sensory perception of smell; detection of chemical stimulus involved in sensory perception of smell. Gene Ontology annotation, molecular function: odorant binding; olfactory receptor activity.